AUGUCGACGUCUUCUCGCCAGUCGUGGCAGCCCGGCCGCCGCUUCAAGCACCGAAGCAAAGACUCGGGCAGGGUGCGCGCUCCCUCGCGUGCGCGCUCCCAGCUCCUCGUUGUCGAGCACGACGAGGCCCGCAGCUUCGCCCUGCGAACCGCCUACCUCCACUACCUGCUGCAGCCCAAGGCCAAGCGGAAGCAAUACGUUCCCGCCCCCCGCCAGCCUGCGCGAUCGCACACGAGUGUUGGACAGCUUGUCCAGGAAUAUGUCUCCGGCAGCUCCUCCAGCCUCAAGCUUCCGCAUAGCUUCGCCGGUCAGCUGCUCGACCGGGUCAGCGGCGUCUUGAGGGGCAGCGAAACGCUCCCCGGUUUCAACGACGCGGCCGUCAAGCGGAGUUUCGCCGAAGCAUAUACCGCCUUUUCCGAAAAGGCCUUCCGCAAGACCAUGGAAAAGGAGAGAAAAUUCGAGCCUCUGGUCCUCAUUUUCUACUCUGCCGCCACAAAGGCCGCCCAAAAGGGACGCGCCCCCGACGACGACUCGUGGAAGUUCCUUCCCGACCGCCACCUAGCCUUGUUCGUCCGCCUCGCCGCCCACAUCUUGCGACAACACGGCCACGACCGCGACCGGCCCGAGCUCAUGUCCAGGGUUCAGUCGUUGGAGAGCAAGCUUCUCACAAACGAUCAAAAUCUGGCAGAGACGGGCUCCGACGGAGCUGGCACCACUGUCGAGGUGGUCGUGCCCUUGAGCUACGAUGUCAAGGACAUGCCCAUGGUCCAGGUCGUGGCUGCCAUCUUUGGUUUGAGCCUCUCGGACGUGCAGGCCGAGAUCAACGACAACCGCCCCGUCUGGACAGAAGAGGCCGCUCUGAAGGACCUCAAGGCAUACCAACUUCGACUCAACUCGGACAAGCCCGGUGCCCUGAGGAGCCAAGACUUUGGUAGCCAAGACGGCUUCAACGAAUGGAAGAAGUCCGAGGCGCCGCAUCUGUCGCAGAUGAUGCUCGACAUCCUGACCGCCAAGCCGGAGCUGGCCAAGAAGGCGGCCAGCCGCGUUGAGAAGCCCCUACCGAGUCGGCCGCAGUCCGUCUACGAAGAUGACCAGGCGUGCGCGAGCCCGAGCCGGCCCCUCUCUCUCUUUGGGGAGGGGAUGUUGGGGUUCGACCCAGCCCUCGGCCUCAGCUCUUUAUCCAUUGAUGCCGAGGCCGGUGGCACCAGGGCUGUCGAGGAACCCAUCUACACCUUUAUUCCCCCAGAUCCCAGGGCAUUUUACAAGUACAUCCUCCAGCAUGCCAUGGCCUUUGACCAGCUCCAUGCCGGCCCGGAAUUGGACUACCAGCCGCUCUCCAAGCAGUCCAUGGAGCUGAUGACGGAGCUCUGUGUGCGAUGGCGCGUGCCUCAGUCGGCCCGACUGAUUGCUCCCCUCGAAGUAGCGGCCCGCAAGUUCCUGGACCGGGAGAUAGUUCCCACCGAGCUGGAUGCCAUAUUCGACUUCGUCAAAUUGCCAUUGCCCGAGGCCAAGAAGCCUCCUCACAUAUCCCAAUACUCGGCGCCCCUGGCCGAACUCGACCCGAGCCGAUGGACAGUUUACGACUUCGCCGUCUAUCAGCAGACCCUGCAGGGCCUGCACGACACGCUCCUGCGCGAGCUCUACGAUCUCAUGGAGAAGUGCUAUGAUACAAAACCGCCAGACAUUGCCGCCGUCAUGUUCAUUCUGGACAGUCACAUUGGCAGCGAUCCAAUCUUCACCCCCAACCCUUCCGCCCAGGCCGAGUUCACGGGUCAUCUGGAACAGGGCCUCGCCCAACGAGCCGCAGACGUCUACCGGGACUACAUGGAGAAGGAGAUACCGGCUCACAAGGAGGAAUGGGAAUUCGGCCACAUUGUCAAUCUGGGCAAGUCGGUCACGAAGCUAUGCGAUCGGAUCCGGAAGCGGUACAAGAAGAACCCCUUGAUUAUGGGCGUCAACCCGCUCGAGAUCUUCGUCGCGGAGGUGCUCCCCAGCUUCGAACAGGAUGCCGGUGCGAUUAUCGAGGCCAUAAUAGGCGGCGCUGGCGAGAAGGGCGACGAGAUUGCCAUCCAAGAUGGCUUCGAACUGUACAGAGAGUUGGUUGAGAUCCGCCGUAUCCACCAGGAAUCGCUUCCCGACGUCCCGUUUGCAUUCAACAUCGAAGACAAGCUUGCUGGCUUCGUGUGGCGCUGGAUUCGCAAUGCGGAAGCGAAGAUGGCAGAGUUUGUUAGCGAGGCCAUCAAACAGGACCAGUUCCAAACCGUCGACCAAGUCUUUGCGCUGCAGUGGGACAACGACGAGCAUCACGCGAGGUUCAUGACGGCGCUGGCACGAAUAGCCGCGUCGGGCAUCGGUCAUUACUGCGACAUUGUCGAGCAGCGAUUCGCCAAGGAGAUGGACCGCCUGUCGGCCGAAGAGUUGGCGUCGCAAACAAGAACGGCGCAGGAGAAGUGGAUGCAGAUGGCAAAAGACGCGUGGAGCACCAAGGAGAAGCUUGAGCCAUUUCAGUUUUAUCCCGAGUCCUUUGUGAAGCUCAACAACGUUGAGUACGCCAUGCAAGAGCUUGACAAGUUGGAAAAGAGCAUGAACUCGGAGGCAUGCGCCAUGGUGCUGGAGCAGGUUGACGGCCCAAAGAAGACGACGCGCAAGCCCAGUAUAUAUACCUUUACCAUCAAGGUUGUCGAGGCCGAGGACCUCAAGGCUUGCGAUCCCAGCGGGUACAGCGACCCCUACAUCGUCUUCGGCGACGAAUAUCAGAAGCGCCUGCACAAGACACGAGUCAUAUACCGCAACCUCAACCCACGGUGGGACGAGUCCUUUGAUAUCACUGUGCAAGGCCCGGUCAAUGUCAUAGCGACCGCGUGGGAUUACGACACCUUUGGCGACCACGAUUAUGUGGGCCGCACGUCGCUCAAGUUGGACCCAGUGCACUUUGGCGAUUACCUCCCUCGCGAGUUUUGGCUCGAUUUGGACUCGCAGGGCCGACUACUGAUCAGGGUCAGCAUGGAGGGGGAGCGAGACGACAUAGAGUUCCAUUUCGGAAAGGCCUUUCGCCACCUCAAGAGGACGGAAAGGGACAUGGUAAGAAAGAUAACGGACAAGCUCACAUCGCAGAUCAACGCGACAUUGUCCCACGAGACGCUUCGGAGUCUGCUGGGGACAGGCGGCAUUGGUGCUUCGGUGACGAGCCUGUGGAAGAAGCGAGCAUCGACCAUACCCGUGACGACGCCGAGCCAGAUUGAGGGGGCUCUCACGCCUCUGUUUGCGUACUUUGACGAAAACUUUGCCAUUAUGAAGCAGACGUUGACGGACGCCACCAUGACGGCCGUCAUGGCGCGACUUUGGAAGGAAGUGCUGAUGACAAUGGAAAAUCUCCUGGUGCCACCUCUUUCGGAGAAGCCGUCAGCCAAGAGGCCGCUCACUCGCAAGGAGCUCGACGUGGUGUUUCACUGGCUCGGGAUGCUCUUUGCCUUUUUCAAUGCCAGGGACGAACAGUCCGGGGAGCAGCUGGGAGUGCCGGCCGAGGUGCUCAAAUCGCCUAAGUGGCACGACUUGGCAUCGCUCAACUUCUUCUAUUUUGAGGACUCGCCCAGCCUGAUCCGCGAGUCGGAGCGCAUGGCGUCGACGGCGGCGCAGCAGGCGCAGCAGGCUCUGCAGCGGCAGGACGCGCUGCAGAACCGCAUGUCGGCGCCGGCGAGUUUCGGGGCCAGCAUGGGCAACGUCGGCGCGUUUGCGAGCAUGGGGACCAUAAGGCGCGGCAAGAGCAUCAUGAUGAGCCGCAACCUGGGGACGAUGCGCAAGGCCAAGGAGGCGAAGCGGCGGGAGGCGCAGGCGGACCCGAGCGACGACAUGAUUCUGCGUAUUCUUCGCAUGCGGCCCGAGGCAGGGCAAUACCUCAAGGAGAGGCACCGUCAGAAGGAGCGGCAAGCGGCGACGGCGGCGGCGGCUCUGAUUGUGAGGAACAGCGUCGUGCAGGGGUGGAACACGGGGCUCGGCAACACGACAACGGGACAGCUGGGGCGGAGGAACCUGCCCCGACGAUAG
Molecule: messenger RNA, 4044 nt
Organism: Hirsutella rhossiliensis
Lineage: Eukaryota; Fungi; Ascomycota; Sordariomycetes; Hypocreales; Ophiocordycipitaceae
Exons: 4
Coding region: 1-4044 (1347 amino acids)
Source: RefSeq, a predicted model, not a curated record